UCACACUUGAAAACCAGGGCGCGAAAGCUGCGCAAUCUCCCGCGCCAUCGCGACCAAACUCCUCUCCCCUCCCUCUCUCUUCCCUUUAUUUCUCGGCCUCACAGUUCUCACUCUCUCCUCCCCUCCCUCUCUCUCUCUCUCUCUCUCUCCCUCUUUGUUUUUGUCUUUCAGUCAGUCUUUUCUCUACCGUUUCAGUAUGCACCGCCAGUCCCAUCUUUCGCCUUCCGACGCCGCCUCCCCCAUUCCUUUUAUGGACUUUAAGAACUCUAAGAAGAACCGCGGUAGCUAUAAUUGCGGUCGAUGUGGCCUUCCCAAGAAAGGCCACACAUGCCACAUCGGUACCCCGUCCAACUCCGCUACCACCACCAUGGCUACGCCAACUGACUCCUCCACCGCUAUUACAUCCUCCGCUUCUUCCGUCCGACCGCCGCCGGUGCCCCCGCGCCACACAUACUCUAACCUCCGUCGGGCGCUGUCAUUUGACGAUAUCGACUUCCAGUGUGAAUCUCCGACGCCGGAAAUCGAUGAGUACAUGAUCUCGAUCCAGGAAACCGAGCAGGAUCUGUCGAGAUUGGGCGGGUUACCGAGGAACUGCGUGUGGGAAGUUUUGAGGAGGCUUCCUCCGGCGGAGCUGUCGUCGGCGGCGAGGGUUUGCAAGGGGUGGAGGGAGACGGUUAGGAAGCUGUGGAGAGCGGCGGAGGAACUCAAGCUUAGGGUUCCUGCCAGAGCUCACCUAGGAUUCGCUGGAUCGGUGUUGCAGAAGUGUCCAAACCUUGUUAAGCUUACACUUAGAAUGGAAAGUGAUGUGGAUGCAACAAUGUUGGCUUGCAUUGCGUUCUCUUGCCCAAAUUUGGAGUUUAUGGAGAUCUCUACUGCUCUUCAUUCGGUCAACCGGAUCACUGGAGAUGAACUGGGGCGUUUUGUUGUUGAUAAGCGUUGUCUUACAAGCCUUAAGAUGGAAGGGUGUACUAACUUAGGGGGUUUUGUCCUCUGUUCAUCAAGUCUUUCUACACUUUGGCUUGCGGAUCUUCAUUCUCUUGCUAAGACGGUUUUUAACUGCCCUAAUUUGAAGGAGGUUUCUCUAGAUUUUUCUCGCCAAGAAAAUGAUAGUACUGAUCUUAUUACGAUGGUUGAUGGUUUGGGAAGGACAUGCCCAAGGUUGCAAAAGAUACACAUUGCGUCAGUUCGGCUUUCUCACGCUGUUGUACUUGCUCUUACAGCUGCAAACCUAAGGUGGUUGCAAAUGCUUUCACUUAUUCUUGGAUCUGAAAUCACUGAUGCAUCUGUUGCUGCCAUUGCUUCAAGCUAUUCAAAAUUGGAAUUGCUUGAUCUGAGUGGGUCAAGUGUCAGUGACAGUGGCAUUGGGAUGAUCUGCAAUGUGUUCCCCUCAACAUUGUCAAGACUACUUAUUGCUCUUUGUCCAAACAUCACAUCAAGUGGCAUUCAAUUUGCUUCCGCUCAGCUGCCCCUUCUUGAAAUCAUGGACUGUGGAAUGACUGUAUCCAAUCCAAACUCUCAGUGUUCCUCGACUGAAGAAAGCAAUGAUUCUGAGUUGCAGUUAUCAUUUAACAAACAGCCACAGCUUAUGUACCAGAAACUCAUCAUCAAACAUGGCCGGUUAAAAAAGCUCAGCUUAUGGGGUUGUUCUGGCUUAGAUGCUCUAUAUUUGAACUGCCCAGAACUCAACGAUCUGAAUCUAAACUCCUGUACUAACUUGCAUCCUGAGAGAUUGCUCCUUCAGUGCCCCAGUUUAGAGAGUGUGCAUGCAUCAGGGUGUCAAGAUUCCUUGAUUCUUGCCAUUCAUAGCCAGGUCAGAAAUAGUUUUGACUUGGAAAACCAAUUUCCAUGUAAACGUCUCGCUGAUGGUUCAAAGAGGGUUCAAGUUCCGCAUUUUCUUUGUCAGCAGACUUUCGAUGAUAAUAAGAGAAGAAAGAUGGAAACUCAUCACUGUAAUGUGCUUGUGGACUGAUCAGAUGACACCAUUCUGUAUCUUUUCGUGUAAAUUCCCAAAGGCUUUGUGCCUUGAGGAUUCAAAAUACAUGUACUUGCCAUAGGCUUUACCUCAGUAUCAGCCAAUUGUUGUUCAAGCAAAAGACAGAAGAAAGAUGGCAAAUGUUGUUUUAGUUCAUUGCAAAAGCAAAUACUGUCAUAAACUAUGGACUUUGAAGUCCCGACUAACUAUUCUUUUCUUGAAUAAAAGGUUAAUGUCUUAUGCAAUUUCUAUCCAA
Messenger RNA from Tripterygium wilfordii, 2228 nucleotides. RefSeq names its product F-box/LRR-repeat protein 17-like. The record is from RefSeq and is a predicted model, not a curated record. Bases 197 to 1969 code for a protein of 590 amino acids. Lineage: Eukaryota; Viridiplantae; Streptophyta; Magnoliopsida; Celastrales; Celastraceae. Gene Ontology annotation, molecular function: protein binding. The transcript has 11 exons.